Molecule: messenger RNA, 5733 nt
Organism: Amoebophrya sp. A120
Lineage: Eukaryota; Dinophyceae; Syndiniales; Amoebophryaceae
Source: the annotation of a GenBank genome assembly
GUUCUUCGCAUUGUCGUUGUCGUAGGAGGUUGGGGUGAUGUCGCGACAUGCUCCUGCAGUUCAGUACCAAUCAAAAUUAAUCUUGUCGUGCUGCUGUGCUCUUACUUGCAGGAAAAGUGGCACUCCUGUUGUUUUUAACACUUGUCUGUUGAAUUACAACUACGAGCGGCACGUCCUCCACAAACCCGAAAUACUUUUCCAUUUCGUCAAUUUAUAUCAGACUUACCUAACAACGGGUGCCCGCCUUCGUAUAUUUCAUUUCCGUUUUCGUACCCGCAGUACGUCAUUUACGUCUACCUCCCAGUCCCAUUUUAGGAUCGCUCGUUCCUAGAGCCGUGUUACAACGACUUUUCCUUUUCACGACUACUACUCCGAUAGUUUGGUAAUCAUUUUUUUGAAGAAGUAGUACACAGAGGACUUUCCUGUGGCUAGUACCUGUAUUUUUUUGCAAAUUUCCUCGUGGAGGUCGCAAAACAAUUCUGCUUCUGUUCGAAGCCCGACAUGUUCAUCCUGGUUUCGCCGAAGAAGAGCGCGGCGGCGGCGUCUACUCUGAUGAGAUUGGUGAAAAAGAACAUCAUCACAUCUAUAAUCGCCCUGGCCGGCGUCAACUUUAAUAUUUUUCAACAAAACGGUGGUGGAUCAUGUGCCUGUGCGGCUGCGGCCACAGCGACAGCUGCGACGAGACAGAGCGCCGCCUCGAGCAACUACAAGCUCAAUAACUACGAGAAGUCCCGCCGCGGCCAAGGAAGUAGAGGACUACAGCAGCACAACUAUGAUCAUCCUCCCGGGGAGAUCAUGGAGCUGCAGGUCGCGGCGGGACCACUACAAGGCCACAAUUUACAGGCAACCCGCGCGGGGGCAGCACCGGGCAUGAAGAAUGAAAAUAACUACGAGAGAAAACAGCAUGCUACUACAAGUUCAUCUUCUACAAGAACAUCAAGUGGCGCAACAAAUUCUGGCCCAACAAUUUCUAGCGGCGUUCUUGAUGAAGAGCAAAUAUCUCUGGCAGAAAUUUCUUUUGCCCCACGAACUGCUACAUCGAGAAGCUCCACCUUCCCCGGUGAAGUAGGACACGACCAACACACGACGACCUCCACCCUCCGCGAGUUGGACCACGACGACCAGGUUGACCGCCUGCGUCUCGCCGUCGAGGAGAUGGCACGGGAGAUGGCCGCGGUGAAAAUAUCCAACAAAAAAGUGUUAACGUUAACGGUUUUCAUAGGUUGCAGAUAUGCAUGACAGAUUUUGCCUAGUAUGCAUGCUAUGCAUGACAAAUUUGGGCACGUUUUGUGAUGCGUUACUGCAUCACAAAUUCCGUUAACGUUAACACCUUUUGUUCCUGUGAUAGAAAAGGUCGCACGAGCAGAAUGUGGAACAGCUGCACCAAGAGCUACAGGCGGUCAGAGAGCACAAAAAACACGAUAAAGAGCAGCUGGAGGAUCAUGUUGGACAUCAUCAAGGUCCUCGUGCGGUGGAAGAUUUUUCUCUCCUCGAAGUUGUUGUAGCCCCUGAUGCACCAGAAGGUCGUGCAACUACAGGGGCAACAAGCAGAACAAGUGAAGAAGAGCAGCUCCGCCGCAUCGUGCAGGCGGGCGCGUUGAAUGAGAUGACCACGCAGCAACAUCUGGCGAUGACGCUCGGCGGACUCCGCGAAGACUUUACGUUUGCGUUGGUCUUUCUGUGCGUGGGGUACGUGGGCAUUGUGGUGGGAACUCUCCUUCCCGUGAAAAUGAUUUUUCGCCCGCGCAAGUUUCCCACGCAAGAGGAUCUGGACGCCAUCCGGCGGACGGAAGGCGGGGACCGGCUGGUGGAGGGGGUCGUGGUGGAGGACUGCUUCUUUUUGCCCUGGGGCUUCAUGCGGCAGGGCACCCUGAGUUCGCUGGCCCAGGUGCAAAGCUCGGCCGAGGGGCUGCUCUGGACCUCCUUCCUGAUUAUGUACGCCAUGGCUCUCCUGCUGUCCCGCUACACGUUCACUUUGCACACGGCGUGGUGCUAUCCAAUGCAAAUGUGUAGUCUGGGUCUGGAAGAAUGCAACUUCUGAUGCUGUGUCCGAUUCCAAAAAGAUCUGUAGUGGGUAAGCAGUGAACGUGAAGGGAAUGCAAUUUUUGAUACGCGGAGAGGGCAUUUCUCAUGCGGAAUAGGGAUAGGCAUCAAGAACAAGAAGGCCUCAAAAAAUCUGUGAUGCUAGGGCAGGCAUCACAAACAUCAUGGCUCAUGCAAAACGUGCAUGACAACUCUCAGAACAAGACAUAUUUGCAAUGCAUAGGUGCUUCUGGCGCUCGGAGGAGCGGGAUGACUUGGACCUGGACUCGGUUACGUCGCAAUCCUUCCCCGAAAUCGCGUUGCGUGUGGUGUUAUGCAUUGCAAAACUAUCGUACUAGUAUAAAUCGCAUUACAAAUAAGCUCAGCAUUACACAUGACAUUUGUAAUGCUGAUUUACCUUUGGAAAGAGAUUAUGCAUAACAGCAAUGAAUUACUACGAGUGCGAUACUUUUGCAGUUCAUAGGCGUUUCUGGUUGUGCCCGCGUGGCUUUUGAUUCUGACGGCGGCAGUCCCUUCCUUGAGCUUUUUCAUGGACGACGCAGCUGGUGAUCAUUUGGCCGAAGAGGACCAGGACGGGAUGACUGAAGAGGAGAUGAUGGUGAGCUUGAGAAAGCAAAACCGCAUCAGUAACAUGAUGCUGAUCCGGGAAAAUCAAGAAGGGGACCUCGAGCUUUUGGACGAGGAGCCGAACAAGACCAUGACCAAAACGAACAGUACGCCUGGUGUAGUUUCACGUGCGGCUGUUGGUGCUGUUGCAGCUCCUGCCACUAAGCAGGACGUCGAAGUGGAGAAAGAACAACAAAAACUCGCCCAGAUGAACAAGCAGUCGACCGCCAGUGCAGGCUCCACGACUCCUGGACGCAACAAGAAGCUGAGUGCUGUAUGAGGGUGCACAACUCCCCCUCCCCCUGAUUUGUAUUGCAUGAACAGCAAUGGAAGAGCCUGCAAGAGUGCAGCUUUUGCAUGACGAAUUUUCACAGGGUUGCAGUGGUGUCUAGGCCGCGAGAAUCUGUGACGCUAACAAUCCCAAGGGGCAAAGAGUGAAUUUGGUAUUUUGCAUGACAAAUGAGGGGGAGGGGGAGUUGUGCGCUGUGAUAUGCUGCCUCGCAACGCCACGAGCUGGUGAAACGCCUGCUGGGGAUGCACUCGCGCUUUUACGCGAAGUAUCAAAUGCAAAAAUGUCUGGGUCUGGAAGGUUGGAACUUGUGAUGCUAACUUUGAACUCUAAAAAAAUCUGUAAUGCAUGACCAGCAAGAGGAGUCUAGUUUGUGCUACGCGGAGAGGGCAUUUGUCAUACAGAGUAGGCAUCAGGAAGCCGUCUAAAAACCUGUGAUGCUAGGUCGUGCAUUACAGACAUCCUGGGUCAUGCAAAAUAUGCAUGACAAAUCCGGCAACAUUCCAGACCCAGACAUUUUUGCAAUCCAUACGAAGAGGCUCCGCACCAUUCACGGGCUCGCAGCCAUUUUUGGAAUGGGUUUGCUUUUGCUGUUUGAAACCAUUCAGCUUUUCGCCGGCGAGCAGGUGCAGCCUUCCUACGCGUUCGGCCUUUUUGGGUGGAACGCGACGGGCACGGAGUGGGUGAAGCCCAAAGAUGAAGACGCCGGGCACCAGCAAGCAGAUGCUGACAACCACGACGUGUCUGGACCAAGCCGUGACUGGAGCCAAGACCCCUACGGCUUCGCGCAUCCGGAGGGGGCCAGAGAUUUUCAGCGGGAGCACGACCGUUGUGCCAAGGACCGCUGGGUCACACAGCACACCUGGCGGCCCCUCCUCGCGGUCCGCGUGCUAUUGGUGCUGCUGGGUUGGGUCUUCGCUUUUCUUUUCUGCCUGACCCAGUUUUUUCUGGGGCGGCGGGGGAAGAAGACAUCAGAUCCCCAUACCGACACCGUGGAGUCGAGCGAGGUCCUCGUGCCGCGAGCGAAGAAACUGGAGCUCUUCCUCCCGAAAGUGAGCUUUGUGUGUGAGGUGCUUGCAAUCUACGUCGUGUUCUUUCUUCCGGUCGUAUCCACAGUAAAUUUCCCGCACACGUACCCAUGCGGUCUCUUCAUGACAAAAAUUUGUUUCGAUCCUAGUCUAGCAUGACAAGUUUUACGCUUCAAAUUGGUGAAAUUUGUGAUGCAUCUUGUACAUGUACGGGAAAUUUGUAUUGCAUAGGUCGCUAGGGCGAUCCAAACGCUUCGCGAGCCGUUGCCCGUUCCCUACGUGCCCGCAGAGGCAAUAUCCUGAGGAAAAACGACGUCCCUCUGCCCAGAGUGGUCACGCAGAUAAUUUGCAGGAGGUUUUAAUACAGGAAGAAUUCUAAUGCGCAUCGCCAUGAGAAGACGACGAGGCAUUUGCAUUUCCAAUCGUGCCUUGGAUGAAUUUGUAUACGCUGUAAACAGGAUAAAGUAGAGACGGCUUUGUGACGCGGCAGUGCUUGCUAAAGAACCUAAACUGGACUACAAUAGAGAUGAGAGGAACUUGUCAACACGCGUGACUCUGACUCCCGAGGAAAUAUCUUCUGGACUUGUGUUGCGAGAUCCCCAUCUUGAUUUUCGGGUGGGGACGUUUUUCCACACGAUAGGACACGGCUUAUCGUGAGGACUGGGUCUUGUCUAUCACAAGAAAAAGUGUUAACGUUAACGGAAUUUGUGAUGCAGAAAUGCAUCACAAGACGUGUCAGAGUUUGUCAUGCAUAGCAUGCGUAUUGGGCUACAUUUGUGAUGCAUGACUGCAAUCUGUGAAAGUGAAACCCGUUAACGUUAGCACUUUCUCCUGUGAUAUUGUCCGAUGCCGUGGAGGCUUUUUACCUCGAGAACCGCGCGAGGCAGUCGGCCCCGCGCAAUGAGGACAAUUGCGGCACCUACUGGGGUAUGAAAUGUAAAAAUGUCUGGGUCUGGAAGAUUAGAAGAACUUGUCAUGCUAAAUCUGAAUGAUGCAAAAAUCUGUGUUGCGUGAGUACCAAAAGCUGUCCGCUUUUGAACAAGUUGAGAGGGAGUCUCUCAUGCAGGAAAGGCAUGAUAGAGACCCCCAAGAAUCUGUGAUGCUGGGCCUCGCAUUCCAGACCUCAUGGGUCAUGGAAAACCUGCAUCACAAAUCUUGCAUUCUUCCAGACCCAGACACUUUUACAAUCCAUAUGGGGGAGCAUCGCCUUGUGGGGAAAGUGCACUGACUACGGUGCACGCGCGAGCGACUGGUGGUGGGACCAUGCGGGCUAAGGGGAUUUUUACACAGCUGCAGCUCAAAAAGUUGUCGUGCGUAGCGGUGGUAGCUCUAUUUCAUGUUCUAGUUUCGGAAACUAGAACAUGAAAUAGAAAUUGUUUUUGUUUCGAUUUAGUUCUACCUUUCAGCACCAGGAGCAGGCCAAUCAAUUUAGUUGUACUUCUAAUUCUAUGUGACUUGGUCCUCAACUCUGCAUGCCUUUUGUACCAUACAUAAGCAAUUUGGAGCUGUUCCAAUGGAACAAAAAAAACUUCUUCUCGUCGUUGAAGACUUCUGUUGUCUGCGAAGUGGUAGUUUGAUAAUCUGUAUUCUGGUCUCUCUACUUCUACCUCACAGUCAUCUGCAGCGUUUUCUAGCGCAUCUUCCCAAGAAAACGAAAGCAUUUUUUAUAGCGGAUGCCGCGCAUCCAAUAUCCCCAUGUUGAUUGAGUAGCCUGUCGGGCUGGAGGCAGUUGAACAACAUGAGCAUCAUGGUCGAAUUAUAGUUAGG